ACAUUUUUAAUUCUGCAAUAUAUUGCACUGUUUUCAAGCUACGGAAUAUCCUAUUUCACCGCAAUGUCUCGCGCACUCAAAGAACCGGAUUGCGACGUUAAACAACUUUUCGAUUCCCUGUGGGAUGAAGAGAUUGCGUACGGCUUAGCUAACGCCAGCAUGUCUAAUCAGCAAGCAAAGAGUGUUUUUUUCACUCGCGAAAUUAGACAUUAUCUUCGUGAUUUUCCGUACCGCGAACUGUUAGCCUUGCACAGUGAUGUUAAGAAUAACGCGAAAGCGGAUGAGCUGCGGAACUUGGGGAAUUACAUGUUUCAUCCGCGCGUCAAGCGCUAUAUUGAAGCCGUCAAAUAUUACAACGAGAGCAUCACCUACUCAGAAAAAGGAUCGGAGCAAAGAGCCCUAGCGUAUGGUAACCGGUCAUUGAUCUGUCUGGAGCUCCGCCAGUAUGAGGAUUGUUUGAAAAAUAUUCGUCUCGCGCGGGAUUCAAACUAUCCCGAGCGGCUUGCAGAAAAGCUUAAGAAACGUGAAAAGGAUGCUAAGCUAGCACUGGAAAAGGCAUCGAAGAAAGUGCCGAAAGGUCCAUCCAGGCGUACGCAUGAACAAGCGGAGCGUCAGCUCAAGUUAAGCUACGGUGCGCAUGAGAAUAUGCCGCAGGUUGCAAAAUGUUUACAGCUGCAAAGGAAUGAUCAAUUCGGUCGGCAUGUAGUGACUAAUCAUCGCUUAAACGUCGGUGAUGUCGUGAUGAUCGACAAACCGUUCGUUACGGUGUUGGACGACUUGCUUCGCUAUGUACGGUGUGCCUAUUGCUAUGAAGAAAAGAUUUUUACACUGAUUCCUUGUGAAGGAUGUACCCUGGCUAUGUACUGUUCGGAGCAAUGUUUGAGCAAAGCGUACCAACAGUACCAUCGCUAUGAGUGUGCGAUCAUUCGAGACAUGUGGCGAAUUUCUGGAGAUGUUCCCGUGGUUGCAAUACGCGCUAUUGCUUUGGCCGUCGCUGCCUUCGAUCACGAUGUACAGGCAUUGAAAGAGCAUCUGAAUGGCUUGAAUGAAGCGGGAAUAAACGCUUUUUCAAUGGACUGGAAAGCUGCUACACCAAAGGAUAUUUACGACGCAGUGUACGUACUAACAACAAACCAGCAGCUACGCCGACGUAAAGAUCUGGCAUUUACGAUAUUCUUCGCAACCAUCGUACAUCAGCUCGUGUUGGAAAGAACCGAGCUGGGAUCGAUUUGUGCCGUGGAUACCAACACGACGAAGCUGUUGUUCGAUCUGAUCCUGCGUCAUUUGCAAAUCGCAAAAUGCAAUCGACAAUGGCUAUGUUUCAUGGACUACAAGAUGGAACAGUCGUUGAACGAUAGUGAGGGAUAUGCAACGGGUUGCUUCCCGUUGAUCGGCAUGAUGAACCAUUCCUGUGCACCUAAUGUGAAGCGCAUCACUUUACGUGAUGGACGCUGCGCUAUCGUUGUGAUUCGUCCAAUUGCUGGAGGAGGCCAAUUGUUCGACAAUUAUGAGCGACACCAUUUGAAGAACGAUCUGGAGGACAGACAAACUGUAUUGCUGAAUAUGUUCAAUUUUCGGUGCGGCUGUGAAGCAUGCAUGAACGACUACCCUACACUGGAGGAGCUUCCGCAUAGAGGUAUUCCCUUUGAAAAUAUGCUACAUGGGUACAUGAUACAUAAGGAACUUGAGUCACAUGAUGUAAAAAAGGCGAUUAAGUACAUGUCGGUGUUGGGGGCGUGUUUGAAGAAGAAAGCAAACAAGUAUCCCGAGUUUGAAUUAUGCCAUAGUCAGGUGCAAUUUGAACGCUGCUUUCUAAUCUUGUAUAGUUACACUUCAAAGCUUCCAAAGUUCUGGAAGUAUUGCAAUCCUUAAUACUACCAUAGGGCGCUAUAAAAAUGUGUUCCAAUUGGGACUGUUUUUUAUUGAUGAGCUUACCAAUUUUUUUCGACAAGCUAUUAUUCAUUUUCAUUA
This is a messenger RNA of Anopheles moucheti, 1971 nucleotides long. RefSeq names its product SET and MYND domain-containing protein 4-like. The transcript has 3 exons. The record is from RefSeq and is a predicted model, not a curated record. The coding region runs from base 64 to 1872 and encodes 602 amino acids. Gene Ontology annotation, molecular function: protein binding. NCBI's taxonomy places the organism in Eukaryota, Metazoa, Arthropoda, Insecta, Diptera, Culicidae.